This is a messenger RNA of Pimephales promelas (fathead minnow), 1100 nucleotides long. Lineage: Eukaryota; Metazoa; Chordata; Actinopteri; Cypriniformes; Leuciscidae. The record is from RefSeq and is a predicted model, not a curated record.
GUGCCACACCCAAAUGUUGUGUUGAAACGACUAAAAAGUUUCCUCUAGAAGUUCUGCUGAAGGUCACGAAAUACGACGUCCAGACGGGCCAAGGAGUGUGUGCGAUUGAUGCCCUCGUAUUGCAUACCAAAUACAAGAGAUACUGUGCAGCACCCAAGCUGGAGAGACUUCUGAAAAAGAUCCUUUCAAAAUCGAGGAACGGUCUUAGAAACGGUUCUGCUGUUUGAAUGGGAUCAGAGGAUAUAAUGCAACGCAUCAUAAACAUGUGGAAAGAUCCUUUACUUUCUUCUGUAACACUUUAUUAUAAGGUGACAGUUACACAUGUUACAUGUACUUACUACAGUAAUAACAGUAAGUUGCGCAUAAUUACAAGUAUCUAACCAUACAUGUAGUUAAUAAUUACUACUAAGUACUUAUUUGUGUAAUUAUACUGUAACAACAUCCUUAACAACAUCUGUUUGCAUGUUUUUCUACAUUAGCUUGAUGAACUAGGUUAACUUGCAUAAUAGUUACUAGUCUUGAACACAUUUUGUUUAAUACUUUAUAGCUGCUUUCUUACAACAAAAUAAAGAUGUUUAUAUAUAUAUAUAUAUUUCUCAUGCUUUCAAAUAUACUUAGUAUUAAGUUACAUAUAUUAUGUUUGUAAUGCUUUGAGUAUGAGAAAGGCACAUAAAACUUUUUACCAUUAAAAAUGGAUAAAGCAGAUCAACAGCACGUCUUGAGUUAUGGUUCAAGUAAAGGGCUGUUAGUGUGAUUGAUGAAGGUACUUUGAUGGGCUUUUUUAUUAUAGACCUUUGUUUAAAUAGAAAAAUCCAGUCUUCUGGGUAAAGACAGAUAUUAAGAUAUUUACAAACUAUAUAUAUAUGGAGGUCUUACGGGCUUGGAACGACAUGAGGGUGAGUGAGUCAUUAAUGACAUAAUGUUCAUUUUUGGGUGAACUAACCCUUUAAGGCAACAUCAUGUAUUUAAAAUUUAUAUAAAGUGUUAGUUCUUAUUAAUGCCAUGAGAAUUAUGUUUCCAUCCGUUUUUAUUUACUACUGUUAACAAUCUUUCUGAAGGUUUUACUCACCUAAAGGAUUGUUAGGAACACCAAUGCAUUU